Cuscuta epithymum is the source of this 1586-nucleotide messenger RNA. The record is from the annotation of a GenBank genome assembly. Lineage: Eukaryota; Viridiplantae; Streptophyta; Magnoliopsida; Solanales; Convolvulaceae.
GAAAUUCCUGACACCUUUCCGGAAGUGCAAUGGAGUCUGGAACCCACUGACGCUCCAAAUAAUCCCACUCUCUCGCAUCCAAGUUGUCCUUUUAACGAUGUUCAUCCAUUUCCUGGUCAACCAAACGCCGCCUCUAAUACCUUUGUGGACCCUCUGCUUCAAGAAUUAUUACUUCAGGAGUGCUUCCCCGAUACCGGAGUUUCGAGAAGUUUCCCAGAGGUUAAUGGUCAUGGUGCUCCGGAGUACGCAGAGAACCCGACGACAUCGACCACUGCUAUAUGGCCGACAAUGGCUUUACCGUCUCCGACGUCUAUUUGCAAUGCAUGCCUGGUCCUUCGGGAAAUAAGUCAUACAAAUGGUGCGUGUUGUACAGCAAAUCAAAGGUUCUACAUUUCACUUGCAAAUAUGGAAACUUCAAUUGCAUGGAAGUAUUGGGAUGAUCACUCAUGCAGUCCUAGAGAAACUCUCUUCAGACUUUUCUCUGCAUCCACAGUACCAAACUUUCGACUUUUACAAGGAAAGUACAUAUACCGUGAAGCAAUUUUUGGUGAGGUAUUUCGAGGAUCGUAAGCAAGAGGGAUACAUUGUGCUUCAAGACCCAUUAUGGGAGUUCUAUGAUGCUAUGAGUGUUGGUUUGGGAGGGACUGAUUUUUUGGACAUCGACUCCUUUUUUGAACUACCUCCUUCAACUUCAGGUGCUCACAUCUAUUAAUGUGGUGACCAACUGAUGAAUCAACCAGACAUAUCAAACCAAAACAAUGCACUAGAGGAUGAGAAUAAAUCCCAAAAGAUCCCUCUUUCUGCUCAGAGGGAAAGAACUGGAAAGUUGAAGUUAAAAGACUUUGCAGGGUACCUUCAUCUCCCCAUAGAAGAAGCAGCAAGGAGAAUGAACAUUUGCCCUACAGUGAUGAAGAAGAUAUGUAGGAGAGAUGGGUUGGUGCGUUGGCCUUACAGAAAGGUGAGAAGCAUCCAAAGGAAAAUAGUGAACAAAUCGAAGAGCUUAUCUGCGAACGACGCCGAAGAGAGGAACUGUGCUCAUGUUGAAAUCCUAGAGCUUCAGCAACAACUCGCCAACAUUUCUGAAGCAUUCUUUGGUUGAUUUGUGUAUAUAUGUGCAUUUAUUUUUGUGGCAAAAAUCGAUUCUUUGAAAGGGUGUUUAAAUAAAAAUAUAAAUAAAAAUAAAAAUAAAAAUAAAAUAAAAAUAAAAAUAAAAAUAAAAAUGAUAUUAGUAGUUAUAGUCAUACUUAGGUGAAAUGUAAACUGUAAUCAUUUCAUAGUUUGUAAAUAUACAUGUAAUUAUAUUGUAUGAUUCAAUUCAUUCAUUAUUGUACUUCUAUCACAAACAGAUGUACAAUAUUGCAAUUUGUGUGAUUGGUACUAAAAAUAUACUAUGUAUCUAUUUAUUAUUGUCUUUGUCUCGCUCAACUUUGAAAUCAACUCUACAUUCUCCUAAAAAAAUUCAAUUCUUCAUUUUCUAUUGUUUCAUAAACUUUACAACUUACAUUUCAAAUGGGGUUCAAGUUAUUUAUUCUUCCCGUGCACAUUUGCACAUAUAUUAAUCAAACAAUUUUACUUUGAUAUUUCAU